ACUCAAUAUAUUACAUCUAGAAUACCAUCUUCAAUAUGUGAUUCCUUUAAUUUGAUAUGUAUAUUUACUUAUCAUUUGCAAGUAAUAUUCUGUUAUUUUUAUUGCUUAAAUGUUUUAAUUAUAUCAAUUGUUUACACUCUAGAAUUUUAAUGGAGCAACCUUUAGCCUUCCAUAGUAUCGUAACUACCAAUAUACCUUAUAUUUCCCCAAACAAUAUAACUAAAGAUAAAUAUAUGAAUAAAAGUGAGAAUUUCAUAGUGAACUCGGAACCGCCAGAUGAUCUAUAUGACGAUUUUUCUUCCAGCGGAGAUGACGACUCAAAAUGUAUUUUAACAGGGAUAGAAGCACAUGUUCAAUUAGCCUCUCCAUACAAGGCUUUCUGCUCAUGUAGAAGUAUUGCUUCGCCCCUAACAACCCUAAACGCGACUAACAACCCAGAUCUGUAUAAAACACUACCAGCUGAUAACAGAAGGAAAGUUUACAAUGGUUUCAAAGAGGUAUUGGAGGAGAUUUCAUCAAAUUAUAAGCCCUCAAUAAGUGCUUCAAAAACACAUUAUAACCCUACCGCUCCUUUGAACUUCGAACAGUAUGCUAAGUUUUAUUAUGAGUCGACAGAAUUUAAAGACUACGGAGAUGUCGAUGAAAAGACUCUUAACGAAAUGCUCUCGAAAGAAAACGAGUAUACCUGUCCAGUUUGUAAAGGUGAAGUGGGAGCCACUCCAUACAUAUCUCCAAUGUCAUUUUUGUACGCUGUUGGGGUUUGUAAAGUUUUCAACUGUAAGAUAUCUAAUAAUGUAUCCUUUGACCGCAAGUGUUACGAAUACUUUGACUUGCCAAAGGGUUAUCAAAUUACUCAAACCCUGAACCCACUCGGAAGAGAUGGCAGCAUAAAGUUAAGCACCGGUAAGGUUGUUACUGUAUCAAAAGUCCAGUUUGAAGAGGACACUGCCAGGAGAGUGGAUGUUCAUGGGACCACAAAAACCCUUGAUUUCAAUAGGAGCGGAGUUGCUCUAGCUGAAGUGGUCACCGCUCCACUUGAGAUGACGAGGCUUGAAAUACUGGAGACCUGCAGAAAGAUUUACGAACUGGUCUUUCUCAACGGCCUAUCAAAUGGUAAUAGGUUUAGAGGAAACUUCAGAUUUGAUAUAAAUUUAUCUCGUCCUGAUGGAACGAACCGUGUGGAGGUUAAAAAUUUGAAUUCCUUUGUUACUAUUAACAAGGCCAUCAAUGAUUACGAUCCUGAAAAGGACUACAGUUUUAACUUUGAGAACUUUAAUAACCCGAGUGUUUUAACUAAAUUAGUCAGUGAAGAACAAAAAAACCCAGAAAAUAAGUCUGAGUCAAUCUUAGAAACCAUCAAGAACGUGUUUCUAUCGAUUUUGAAACACAUUCCCGAUAGUGACAAAUACACCCCCAUGGGCACAACACUUAAGUGGAACAAACACAAAGGUUUAGAGCCAACUAGAAGUAAGCUUCCCUCAGAUUGUUACGGAAACUACUUUGAGCCUAAUAUUCCAGUAAUAUACCAGAGUGAUGACUUGAUAAAGAGAAUCACAGACUGUCUUCCUAAAAGUGUCAAGGGCCUCCAAUCACUUUUGGAAAAGUAUCCAGAGGUAAACAAGGAGCUUUUGAAGGAGAUUUACAAGUAUGCUUCCUGGACAGAGUACUAUGAGAAGUUGUGCACCUAUUUAGAUUCACGGGUAGCUGCAAGUCACUUUGUGAACCUCUUGUUACCCGUCGUUAAGUUUUCUAAUAAACCCUUAAUGUCGCCUGAAAGGUUCUCAGAACUUCUAAAAUUAGUUUUAAACUACAAGUUAAACUUGUCAGAUGUUGAGGUGGAGUUACCACGCCUAUUGGAUUACACGGGUUCUUUUGAGGACUAUUUCAGGUCAAGGAACCUUCUUUUGUAUGAUUUGGACAAAACCAAGAAACUCAUUGACGAAUACCUUAAGGAGCAUCCUCUCGACUAUUCAAUGUCAAAAAAUCCUGGAUAUGUUGCAAGGUUGACUACAAAUCUUGUUCGUUCUCUAGACUCCAAGGUGAGCUACCAAUUUGUAAAAGAAUGCAUUACUAACAUGCUAAAGAAGUAAAUUUAAUAUUAUUGAGCCAUCU
This is a messenger RNA of Theileria parva strain Muguga, 2112 nucleotides long. It is a transcript of the gene gatB, whose product is annotated as GatB/GatE catalytic domain protein. Gene Ontology annotation, molecular function: glutaminyl-tRNA synthase (glutamine-hydrolyzing) activity. Bases 57 to 2090 code for a protein of 677 amino acids. Gene Ontology annotation, biological process: mitochondrial translation; glutaminyl-tRNAGln biosynthesis via transamidation. The transcript has 2 exons. NCBI's taxonomy places the organism in Eukaryota, Apicomplexa, Aconoidasida, Piroplasmida, Theileriidae. The record is from RefSeq and is a predicted model, not a curated record.